Molecule: messenger RNA, 546 nt
Organism: Alternaria alternata
Lineage: Eukaryota; Fungi; Ascomycota; Dothideomycetes; Pleosporales; Pleosporaceae
Exons: 2
Coding region: 97-414 (105 amino acids)
Source: RefSeq, a predicted model, not a curated record
AUGAAAUUGUUAUGUCUCCUUUUAUUCCUCCCUUCGUAUUCCUGUUACACUUGACUUCUCCUAGACCAUUACAUCUUUGUAUACUUGCGUAAAUCCAUGUCUAACAUUAACCGAACUUGUUUUAACCGAUACGAUUGGGGCAGCAAGCGAAUGUCCAUAAUAACAUAUGACAUUUUUCUUCUCCUUGUUCUCUUUCGUCUCCUUCUUCUCCUUUUCUCUAGUCUUUUGUCGCUAUUUCGACGGAAGAUUUUUUUUCCCGUUCCAUGCACUGUGUGUUCGCUUGUCGUCUACAUACUGUCCGCGACGGCGCAUUAUAUUCUGAUUACUAGACCUGGUGUCGCCAGUGUCGGUUGUUCUUGUUAUCGUUGUUGGCGGGCCUCAUUGGGCAAGAGCAUGAUUAAGCAUCAUUGCUAAACCCAGCACACGAGCUGAUGCGGUAAAGAACCGCCAUAUUUCCCCCUUUCUUUUCGCCCACUGUGUGGGUUUCAUUGUUGUUGUUGUUGUUGUUGUUGUUGUUCUUCUAUCGCGCAAAACAUCACCAUCCCU